AAUGCGGUACGUCAUUGCGUAAUUUCCUGCGCACGCACCGGCAAAAUGGCUCCGACAGGAUACUUAUCCUUUGCGGUGGUUGUUUUAACGACUGUUAUAGGGUUUUAUACAGGAUUUGGGGCUUGCAAUAACGGCAGAAGGGGGCCCGACGGCGUGGAGUCGGAGCUCGCCGGGUUCUCCGUCACGCUGGAGCACUCCUUCGAAGUGGAUGACGUGCCCAGGUUUCGGACCCGUGGAACGAUCCAGCUGAAGGCCGGGAGAACGGAGAACAGCGUGGCUCUGUCUCAGAUGGAGCUGUCGGAGAAGGACAGGCGUUUACUCAAGGACGUAGCGGCUGUAGACGGUCUGUACAGGAUCCGAGUUCCCCGGGUGUUCCUGCAGACAGACAGACAGUCAGAGGGCUACCUGAGCGCCUUCGUCAGAGCCUGCUCGUUGGUGGAGUCGCACCUGAGUGAUGUCAUCACUCUGCACACCGACGUCAGCGGCUCCCUCAUCGGCGUCUCCAUAGUGACGGUGCCCGGGGCGUGUCGUGGGGCCGAGGUGGAGGACGACGUGGACUUGGAAACGUUCAACACCACCAUCAGCGUCAUGGUGCCGGUCAACGCUCCGGCCCCCGAUACGGCUCUGUUUAUCGAGCGCAUGGAGCAGGAACAGGACAAGAAAGGAAAACCCCAGGAGCAGAAAUCCUUCUUCGCCAAAUACUGGUAUUUGAUUGUGGGAGGUGCAGUGUUCCUCAUGGCCACCAGUUCAGCGCAGCCCCCAGCAGGGGCCGCCAGAGAGCAGAGCUGAUUCACACGGCCAAUGGAUGUACAUCGUCCCUCUCGUCCUCUUUCUGAUGAUGUCUGGAGCGCAAGACCAGUCUGGGGGCGGAGCAAGCGGCGGCGCAGCCAACGGCGGCGGCCGAUGAUUCCCAUGGCAACGGGGACUUCUCUUCUGCUGUUAUCGGUUUAUAAAAUUGUACAUAAUAACUUAAGAAAUGUUAAAUUAAUCUAAUGCAGAUUUCACAUGCUAAUGAACUAAGAUCACAUUGGAGGGGUUUAACAAAGUUUGUUUGUUUGUUUGUUUGUUUGUUUGUUUGUACUACUGAUUCAUUGAAUAAAACGAGCUGGAAAUGA
Molecule: messenger RNA, 1115 nt
Organism: Ictalurus punctatus (channel catfish)
Lineage: Eukaryota; Metazoa; Chordata; Actinopteri; Siluriformes; Ictaluridae
Gene: emc10
Product: ER membrane protein complex subunit 10
Exons: 8
Coding region: 46-789 (247 amino acids)
Cellular component (GO): EMC complex
Source: RefSeq, a predicted model, not a curated record